This is a messenger RNA of Wyeomyia smithii (pitcher-plant mosquito), 4347 nucleotides long. RefSeq names its product alpha-1,6-mannosyl-glycoprotein 2-beta-N-acetylglucosaminyltransferase (gene Mgat2). Gene Ontology annotation, cellular component: Golgi stack; Golgi membrane. The transcript is spliced from 12 exons. Lineage: Eukaryota; Metazoa; Arthropoda; Insecta; Diptera; Culicidae. Gene Ontology annotation, biological process: protein N-linked glycosylation; oligosaccharide biosynthetic process. The record is from RefSeq and is a predicted model, not a curated record. Gene Ontology annotation, molecular function: alpha-1,6-mannosylglycoprotein 2-beta-N-acetylglucosaminyltransferase activity. The coding region runs from base 1274 to 2827 and encodes 517 amino acids.
GUUUCUCCGCGUGUCACAGAAGCGGUUCAGUAUGAGUGUAGCGAUGAACUAACUUGGACGUUCCGGUCGCGUUUCUCUGCAGUCUGUCGAGAAAGUGGUCAUCGGCCAUCGGAUGAAACAUAGCCGCAGCCGGAGUGUAAUAGGGAACUUGCCAAGCGUGUCUUGAUUGUCAUGCUUAUUCACAGGUGGUCGCGAAAUGCCUACGGUGUCAGUGAAUAGAAUUGCAAAACGAUCGAUAGCCAAAAAAUUAUUAUCCGAAAAACAAGUGUUUCAAAUCUGUUCAACCAAAUUGUGUUAAUUGAUGCGUGAAAAAGGGUUUUUGAAAUUGACAUUUAGAGAUUGAAAUCACGCAUUGCGCGUAUUGAAGCGUGCCAAAUUUUGGCACCAAUCCAAACCAGUGCACCUAGGGAGAGGUGUUCCCGUACGUGUGUAAAACGCCCCUGAAAGUGUAAAUAAAAUAGAGAAAAAACAAAUAGCCAAAUAGCAAAAUAAAACCCGUGUAAACGUGCCGUUACCGCAGUAUAAAAAAAAUCUAACAAAAACAACUUCGAUUGCACAUAAGGCGUCAGCGCCCAGCUAGCGGCGGUGUUUUGCAGUUGUGCUUCCGUUGUUCCUCCUUCAGGGCGGCCCAAGUUCAAGGUUUAACGGGGCGUAAUAUAACAGCAGCAACGACGACGACGACGAUGAUGAUUGCUGCCGGAGAAUCGAUAUCCAUUAAAUAGUUUCCUCAAUCAAGAUAAUGGUGACGCACGGUCAACCGCCCAACAACGCUACGACGACAGCCACAUCCUAGGCUCUAGAAGCGGCACUACGCAGAACAACGAAAAACCACACGACAACGACAGAUUCCGUUCCGGAGGCAGGAUCAAGCGCCGGACGCCGGCACCGGUCCCGGUUACGUCGGUCAACCCCUCCGCGUCAUGUUCGUGGGUCGGCCGAAAAUUGCUUCCAUCGUCGCAGCCGGGAGCCCGGUUUCCCACCGAAUCGGGGCCGAAAAAGUAGUGCACAAUUCAACUACACGAACUCUUCUAAAGUGAAGCCGCUUACAGCUGCAACAGUGGAGUGCGUUAAUUUCGUAGCGUGUUUAAAGAUAGAUCCGAAUGUUGAACAUUACCGGAUCGGAAGGUUUCAAAGUGUGCCUGUGUGCGGGGCAGGACUCGUGUUGAAAAAUUUCCGUCGGGCCUAGACUCGCCAGUUGCCGUAUAGAAGGACGGUUACAGAAGAGGGAAAAACCUGAAAAAAAAUACAGCACAACUUCGGGUCUGGUUAUAUAAUGAGAGGUCGACGAAUUCCAAUUGCAUUGCCAAACACAGGUGCCCUGUCUCGUAGACGCCACGCCCUUUACAUCCGGUCAGCGAUCAUUCUCUUCAUACUGUUUGCAUUCCUACAAUUCCACGUCAUCAAUUAUGACUCAAACGAAUCGGGACCAUCGGACAAUGCCAACUACUCGACGGCAGCGAUCCUGCAGAUGGUGCCACCGGUAUUCCAUAAAUAUCUGACAUCGAAAGGCCGCAAUGCCACGCACGGUCAAAACGGCACCCAGCUCGGGAUGGGCGAUGGCGCCCUGCGGUCAGCCAACAUCAGUGAAAUCCUCCGCAUGAUACACCGGUACAACGAACUGCAGACGAUCCUGAACGAGGACAUCUUCGGUCCGUUACAAAAUGAUUCUGUGAUAAUAGUAGUGCAGGUACACAAAAGGAUAACCUAUCUACGCCAUCUAAUCGUCAGCCUAGCACAAGCCAAGGACAUUUCCCGGACAUUGUUGGUUUUCUCCCAUGACCACUUUGAUGACGAUAUCAACGAUUUGGUGCAGAGCAUAGAUUUCUGCAAAGUAAUGCAGAUAUUUUAUCCUUUUUCAAUACAAACGCAUCCAAAUGAAUUUCCCGGUGCGGAUCCGGGUGACUGUCCCAGGGAUAUCAAGAAGGAGCAGGCGCUGUUACGAAAAUGCAACAAUGCACUGCAUCCGGACCUUUAUGGCCACUACCGGGAGGCUAAAUUUACCCAAACAAAGCACCACUGGUGGUGGAAGUCGAAUCGGGUGUUCGACCAGCUAGAAGUUACCAAAUACCACACGGGUUUGGUGGUCUUCCUGGAGGAGGACCACUACGUGGCGGAGGAUUUCCUCUACAUCCUAGAGCUGAUGCAGCAAAAGUCGCACGAGCUGUGCCCCAAGUGUAAUAUUUUAUCGUUAGGAACAUAUCUUAAGACUUUCAACUACUACACCUACAAUAAGAAGCAGCAAAGGCAACUCCAACAGCAACUUCAACGUCAACAGCAAACCAAUGGCGGUACGGGUGCCAGUGGUGGUCAAUUCACCACCGAAAAGUACCCCUCCCAAUCCCAGUGGGGCUACCAGGUGCUACCGACACUUUAUUCCAUAUACCAAAAGGUUGAAGUAACGCCAUGGAUCAGCAGCAAGCACAACAUGGGCAUGGCCUUCAACCGAUCCACGUGGCACGAGAUAACGCACUGCGCACGCCACUUUUGCGAGUACGACGACUACAACUGGGACUGGUCCCUGCAGCACGUGUCCCAGCAGUGCCUGAAGCAGAAGCUUCACGUCAUGGUCGUCAAGGGUCCCCGCGUCUUUCACAUCGGGGAAUGCGGUGUUCACCACAAGAAGAGCAACUGUGAGUCCAACCAGGUGAUCUCCAAGGUGCAGCAAGUGCUGCGGGUGGCCCGUCGUUCUCGGCAACUGUACCCGAAAUCGAUCUCGCUCAUGAUGGCCAGCGUAGCCAAGAAAACCAAGCUUCGCAAGGGCAACGGCGGCUGGGGCGACCAGCGGGAUCAUCAGCUGUGCUUCAACAUGACUCUUAUAGGGCGGUAAUCCGCCCCCUGGUGGCACGAAGUGACCCACAGCUGAAAGUAUGACUGACUUUAGAAGACUUGGACGUUAUACCAGAUUUAUCUGCACAGCGAAUUACAGGCCGAGUAACGCUGUCAUUAGUGGUGCACUAGAGAUUAGCGAUUCCUAAAUAUUCGUGUAAGGUUUGUAUAUUAUGGAAAAGAUACAAAAAAAAAAACGAAAGAUCAUAGUCGAAGAUUGCUGUCAAACGUGUAAAGAGAAUCAAAUCAUUAAGAUUUUAAAUUAUGGUUCUGUUUUAACAUUUGUACCUUUGAUUUCGAUGCCAAUUUUGAACACUAGUUAGAAUAUAAUGAUUUCCUUGCAAGGAAUUAUGCAGCUAGGGAUCGUGAAAUAAAACGCCAAGAAACACAAACAUGCGUAAAAAUAUUCCAUCCUCAAUACGUAUCGCAUCUUUAAUCUUACAUUAAUUAUUUCAUUAGUCUCUACAGUUAGAAACCAGUUCUUGUUACAAUUGUCUAAAUUGAUUUGGAGUUAUAACUAGCUACAGAUAUACUCUUCCUCUAUAUCUCGUAUCAAAGUUGAAAAAAAAGAGUUCCUUGUCGGACUAUGGUAGUUCCUAGGAAAAUUGUACGGCAAACGACGAAAGUAGGUCUACAAAAUUUCCAUUCGUGGCAAGCGUUUUAGUUUAAUCUGUCCCUCUAUCCUAUCUACUCAUUCCGUAUACUAGAAAAGUUGCGCAGCAGCUGGUUCCAGUCUAGAAUGCCGAAGCCGACGACCCCCACGUAAAACAAAGCAAAUGUAACCACAAAAUCGAAACAAUAAAGUCCACAAUAAAACGAAACAGAUGUAAGAAAAGUAGCAAACUUGUACCAAAAUGCACGAAAUUUUUCUUAUAUAUACAUAGCAUGAAAAGACAACAAAAAAAAACAAACAAAGAAACAAUAUACCAAACCGAUAAGAUUUAAAGAUAAAGCAUAACGAGAAGAGAAAAAAAACAGUUGCAGAACGCACACCUCAAUACAAGCUUCUGCCAACAUUGUUUUUUACUCUAGAAUUCUGCAUCCAAAGGUUUUUUUAGAUUAAAUUUCCACACAUCAUCUAGUCGUUCUCAAUAUGUACGGUGUAGUAGCAAACAGGCAAACAACAAACAAUAAUAAUUGAUUGGACCCAACCGAUUCGCGUUAAGUGAGCUGUUUUGCAGUCUAGGCAGGAUAUGUUUUUGUUCGCUGUUGUCGUUGUUUUAUUAGUUUUUUAAGUUACUUCUAGCUAGAAGCGAUAAUGUGUACGAGAGAAGAAAAAAUAAAAUAUCCAAGACUACAAUUGCCAAGAACCAGAAAAAAAUUGGGUAGUGCUCUUACUGCUUCAGUAGGAUGAUGCACAAACUUUCACCGUACUGAAACCGAGUCUAGCGAACCAAGCAGUACAGGGGUUAAACAGUCCCCUACUCACGUUUAGAACGUAAGCUAUAUGAUUGUAUAGAGCGCAUUUUGAAAAAAAGGUGUACAAGACAGAAAUAUGUGUUAUAAAAUAGUCUGACGAAA